AGCCGGCAGGGGCGGCCGAGCUGGCAAAUGCUGCAGCUGCGGCUCAGCCCGCCCCGCUGCCCCGGGGCCGCCGCCUGCCCCAUGGCCGAGCCGGCCGCGGGCGAGGACACGGGCACCGGGCGAGCCUGGUUUCCGUGGCCGGGAGCCCCGUGACUGUGCUGGGCUCGGGCUGUGUCCGGGACAGGGAGCCGGCCCGAGCCACCGGAUCCAAGAGCUGCUGCCCUGAACCAGCCUGAGCCCGAGCCGCUGCUCCUGCUGGCCUUGGGCAAGCGCCAGGCUGAGCUGGAGAGCGAGAGCCGGAGCCAGCCCGGCCGUCAGGACCCUCCCGAUGUGCCACCACGUGCGGUCCCCCCGUUGUCCCCUUGGCUCAGGGCGAAUCCAUCCUUGACCCCCCAGCAGCUGAGCGCAGCCACGAUAAAAACAUCCGAGAGUUAAUGAGGGCGCUAAUUGACUUUAUCCCUGGCCGCUAAUCAGUGCCCAGCUCCGUGCCCCGCGCAGGGCUCGGAUCGAGCUCUCCGCAGCCCCGGGAACGCCGCUCCCGUCUCUCCAGGAGGAGCUCGGACUCUGCUCUUGCCAGCGCCGGGCUGGCGGCUGCCCGAGCCCUGCGCGGGGCUGUGAGCUGUUGGAGGGGUGAAAAGCCCCUCACGGUGUGAGAAGAAAGCCUGACACCCAGCUGGGACCUGGUCCCACGCUUCUCCAGGGCCCUGAGCUGAUGGGAGAGGGCAGAGCCCGAAACCCUUCCCUGUGCAGGGCAGAGCAAAGAAAUGCAGGACGUGGCUGUGAGACUUGAGAGCGCCCUCAGCCCGGGUGAAACGCUGUUGGCGGGGCGCUGAGAGGUGUUCAAUAAAAGCUCUUUGUCCUACAGAGGUGCUCGGCUCAUCCCCAAUCACCAUCGUGGUCACGUCCGAGGCUGACACCUGGGACAUUGACACCUCCUCCCUGGGCCUGGGCUGCGGGCCCUUCGUGGACUGGGACAAGAUGCCGGAGCCGGAGCAGCCGGCGCAGAUCCCGCAGGACGUCCUGGGCAGGCCCCCGAAGGAGCUGAAGAGGCUGGCGAGGGAAGGCUGCUGGGGCUGGAGCCACGCGGGCCGGGCCCGGCUCUACCCCCGGCUCAUCCAGCAGGUCUCCUGCCGCCUCGUCACCCCCGACGCGCUCGUCUACAGGGACGUGGCCGCCCGGCUCUUCGGGAAGCCCAGCGUGAGCUCCCACCCCCUGCCCGAGUUCCUGGAGGGCUGCCCCGUGCCCACCUACUGCCUCAGCCCGCGGGGGGUCACCGCCCUGAAGAAGAUCCUCAUCUGCGUGGGCGCCCUGUUCCCCGACAUCACCCACAGCCCCCUCCUGCCAGCCCUGGCCGCGCUGCUGCUGCACUACAGCGAGGACGAGGCCCAGUGCUUCGAGAGCAUCUCGCGCCUCAUCGCCAGCAACGCUCCCCACGCCGCCUACAUCGACCAGUCCUUCCUGGCCCACCAGGCCUCCUGCAUGACCUUCGGGGACCUGGCCAGCAAGCACUGCCCGGCAGCUCACAAGCUCAUCGCCGGCGCCGCCGAGAACGUCCUCGAGGUCUACUCGGAGUGGCUGUCGUGGCUCUUCCCCGGGCUGCCCUUCGGCUACGCCGUGCGCGUGCUGGACGUGUUCCUGCUGGAGGGCCAGAAGGUCCUGUACCGCAUCGCCCUGGCCCUGCUCAGGCACUUCAGGCUCUCGGUGGCCCCGGCCGGGCUGCAGGGCUCUGACAUCAAGGCAGAGCUGCAGGCUUUUGCCAGGAACAUCGCCGAGCACGUAACUGUGGACAAACUCCUGGAGAGAGCCUUUGGCAUCCGCCUCUUCUCCCGCAAGGAGAUCUGGCUUCUCCAGAUGGCCAACAGGAAGGCCUUGGUGGAGAGGGGCAUCACCGUGGUGCAGAGAAGGCCGUCCUUCCACCUGGCUGUGGACAUGCAGAACUUCAGCUCCAGCACCGUCACGGCGCAGGAGAUGCGCCUCGUCUGGUCCUGGAUCCCCGAGCGCUUCUCGCUCUUCCCCCCGCUGCUGCUCUUCUCCACCUCCGAGGACGGCUGCAGCCUGCAGAGGUUCUACACGUGCUGUGAGGGCUACGAACCCACGGUGCUGCUCAUCAAAACCACCGAGGGGGAGGUGUGUGGGGCGUUUCUCUCCUCCGACUGGAGCGAAAGGAAGAAGAGCGGAGCCACAUCGGGCUUUUUUGGGACAGGGGAGUGCUUUGUGUUCACUGUGCGCCCCGAGGCAGAGAGGUACGAGUGGGUGCUCAUCAAGAAGCCGGAGCUGGCCAAGGCCGUGCCGCGCUCCCGGCAGCGCUCGCCUUCCCCCGCUCCCGAAUCGCCGCUCGGCUCCUCCCGGGACAGCCCCAGCCCCAAGCACCUCGCCGUGCCCUCGCCGCAGAGGAGAGCCCGCCUGUCCCCGUUCCUGGCCAUCAGACACUUCCUCCUGCCCUCCAAAACUGCCUCCAUGUUCAUGGCCGGCUCCCGGGACGGGAUCGUCAUCGGCGGAGGGGGAGGCCAAGCCCUGUCCCUGGACGCCAGCCUGCUCUGGGGACACACGGAGCGCUGCGAGACCUUCGACAACCCCCCGCUGUGCCGGGAGCACUUCCAGGUGCAGCUCUUGGAAGUGUGGGGCUUUCGGAGCGCGUAGUUCCCUGCGGAGCCCCCGAGCGCCCCACGGGCACGGGGACCCCUCCCCGCGCUGGCCGCCCCCGGCCGGGCUGUGGCCGCCCGGGCAGCCCCGCUCUCCAUCGGGCCCUGGGCGGCCGGAGCGGGCCGGGCCCGCUCGGAGCGGCCUCGCGGUGCUGUGGGGAGAGGCCGAGGCCGUGCGGGGCCGGGACUGCGGCCGCUGCCCCCGGGGACAUCGCAGCGCCCGUCCCAGCUCGGGCCCGGCCCUCCCCACCCGCUCUGUCCCAGUUUGGGGUGCUGGAGGGCAGGGCAGCCGCUCUGCAGUUUCUCCCACCUCCCUGGCCUGUCUGCAGCGCGGGGCUCAGCAAACCGGGGUCGGCACGAUCAGGUCUUGUGGGAGUUCUGAGCCCAGGCCAAACCAAACACCGAGCUCCAGAGCUCACCAGAAACGCCCUCAGAUCCGCUUCCCCCAGGCCAGCACAGCCCUUCAAGCCAUCCACGGAGUUGUGCAGCCCCCGUGGGUACCCAGGACUGCCUGGGAUCCACCAGCACCGGGAGAGACUCCUCUUGUCCCCAGCUGGAAGUGCUGCCGCUGAUGGCAAAGCCCUGCCUGGAGUUUGUGGGAUCCCCGAGCUCCACCGAGCCUUUGCAGUGCUGAAAGGGAUCCUUUCUUCUUGCCCCUUACUCCAUUGCUGAAUAAAGUUCAAAACUCUUGGAGAAUUAAAGAAAAAA
Messenger RNA from Poecile atricapillus (Black-capped chickadee), 3350 nucleotides. Its product is annotated as TBC1 domain family member 24-like. NCBI's taxonomy places the organism in Eukaryota, Metazoa, Chordata, Aves, Passeriformes, Paridae. Bases 979 to 2640 code for a protein of 553 amino acids. The transcript is spliced from 7 exons. The record is from RefSeq and is a predicted model, not a curated record.